This is a messenger RNA of Paramecium tetraurelia, 982 nucleotides long. RefSeq lists its product as uncharacterized. Gene Ontology annotation, biological process: intracellular protein transport; retrograde transport, endosome to Golgi. The record is from RefSeq and is a predicted model, not a curated record. Gene Ontology annotation, cellular component: retromer complex; endosome. Lineage: Eukaryota; Ciliophora; Oligohymenophorea; Peniculida; Parameciidae. The transcript is spliced from 4 exons.
AAAUUAUAUCAUUUAAUUGACAUAAGAUGGUAAAUUCAUGAAUUCCACGUAUUUUAGGCAUCUCUUUUGAACAUGGUUUAAGGGCAACCGAUAAUUGAAGUCACAUUGGAUGGAAUAGAGACUCGGAAACACACUAGAUUUGUGGAUAAACAACUAGGUGCAUUAAAAUUGCCGGUUUACACAGGUGAUGAUGACAUCUCAGGCGUGGUGGAAGUGAAGAUGAAUAAAUAGAAGAAAAUAGAACACAUGGGUAUAAGAAUCGAAUUGGUUGGACGCAUAGAAAUUAUUAAUGAUUAAAAACAGAGCUCAGAUUUUAUGUCUAUGUCCAGAGAAUUAGAACCUUAAGGAAUCCUAUUUGAAGACAAAGCUUAUAAAUUUUAAUUUUAGAAGUUCGAAAAGCAAAAUGAGAGUUAUUAUGGCAAUACUGUGAGAUUACGAUAUUACUUGAAGAUUUACAUGACCAGAAGUUAUGGCAAAGUAUAGAAGGAAGUGGAUUUUGCUGUUUUAAUCUCUUAACCUGAAUUGGAGGAACAACCUUAAACAUCAUUAAAAUUAGAAGUUGGAAUUGAAGAAUGUUUGCAUAUCGAUUUUGAAUAUUUCAAGAGUAAAUAUCAUUUGAGAGAUGUCGUUACAGGAAAAGUGAAUUUCUAUUUGGUCAAAAUCAAAAUAAAAUAUAUGGAAUUGGCAGUGAUCAGAAAGGAACAAUAUGGUCAAGGACAAUAACAAUAAACAGACAACGAGACACUUGUAAAAUACGAAUUGAUGGAUGGUUGUCCUUAAAAAGGAGAAGUGAUCCCAAUCAGAUUAUAUUUAAGUGGAGUCGAUAUCACACCAUCUGUUAAGAAUGUUAAUGGCAAAUUUAGUGUUAAAUACAUUCUGAAUCUGAUUUUAGUAGAUGAAGAUGAUAGAAGAUAUUUUAAAUAACAAGAGAUAACAAUAUAUAGAAAGAAAUGAUGUAUUAAUAUCAUUAUAACACAUCUAU